Messenger RNA from Panthera uncia (snow leopard), 3952 nucleotides. It is a transcript of the gene GRM1, whose product is annotated as glutamate metabotropic receptor 1. Gene Ontology annotation, cellular component: postsynaptic density membrane. The record is from RefSeq and is a predicted model, not a curated record. Bases 310 to 3882 code for a protein of 1190 amino acids. NCBI's taxonomy places the organism in Eukaryota, Metazoa, Chordata, Mammalia, Carnivora, Felidae. Gene Ontology annotation, molecular function: G protein-coupled receptor activity involved in regulation of postsynaptic membrane potential; adenylate cyclase inhibiting G protein-coupled glutamate receptor activity. The transcript is spliced from 8 exons. Gene Ontology annotation, biological process: G protein-coupled glutamate receptor signaling pathway; regulation of synaptic transmission, glutamatergic.
GCUGCCACCACGAUGCCCAUUGUACUCUUGACCAGUUUACUUUGAUGCACCGGUGAAGAAGGGGGCCCGAAUUCCCCUUUUAGAAGCGUCUCCAGGACACGGAGGUGGUCGUGGAGGACUAGGUGGCGGAGGAGGGGAAGGAGGCCGGGGUGCAAGCGGCGAAAGUGUUGAACCAGCGGUGUUGGCGAGCAGGACGGAGCAGGGAGAGGCAGGCGUCGGGUGUCUGUCUACGCUGUGAGCGCGCAGAGCCGGCUGGCAGGACCAGCGUGGGAACGCGGCCAGCAGGCUGUGGACCGCGUCCUCAGCACAAUGGUCCGGCUCCUCUUGGUUUUUUUCCCAGCGAUCUUUUUGGAGAUGUCCCUUCUUCCCAGAGGACCCGGCAGGAAAGUGUUGCUGGCGGGAGCCUCGUCUCAGCGCUCGGUGGCCAGAAUGGACGGAGAUGUCAUCAUUGGAGCCCUCUUUUCAGUCCACCACCAGCCUCCGGCCGAGAAGGUGCCUGAGAGGAAGUGUGGAGAGAUCAGGGAGCAGUAUGGCAUCCAGAGAGUGGAAGCCAUGUUCCACACGUUGGAUAAGAUUAACGCGGACCCGGUCCUGCUGCCCAACAUCACUCUGGGCAGUGAGAUCCGGGACUCCUGCUGGCACUCCUCCGUGGCUCUGGAGCAGAGCAUUGAGUUCAUCAGGGACUCUCUGAUUUCCAUUCGAGAUGAAAAGGAUGGGCUCAACCGGUGCCUGCCUGACGGCCAGUCCCUCCCCCUAGGCAGGACUAAGAAGCCUAUUGCCGGCGUGAUCGGCCCGGGCUCCAGCUCCGUAGCCAUUCAAGUGCAGAACCUGCUUCAGCUCUUCGACAUCCCACAGAUUGCGUAUUCUGCCACAAGCAUCGACCUGAGUGACAAAACUUUGUACAAAUACUUCCUGAGGGUUGUCCCUUCUGACACUUUGCAAGCAAGGGCAAUGCUUGACAUAGUCAAACGUUACAAUUGGACCUAUGUCUCUGCAGUCCACACAGAAGGGAAUUAUGGGGAGAGCGGAAUGGAUGCUUUCAAAGAGCUGGCUGCCCAGGAAGGCCUCUGCAUCGCCCACUCAGACAAAAUCUACAGCAAUGCUGGGGAAAAGAGCUUUGACCGACUCCUGCGCAAGCUUCGGGAGAGGCUUCCCAAGGCCAGAGUGGUUGUCUGCUUCUGCGAAGGCAUGACUGUCCGAGGCCUCCUGAGUGCCAUGCGGCGCCUGGGUGUUGUGGGAGAGUUCUCCCUCAUUGGAAGUGAUGGAUGGGCAGACAGAGAUGAAGUCAUUGAAGGUUAUGAGGUGGAAGCCAACGGGGGAAUCACAAUAAAGCUGCAAUCUCCAGAGGUCAGGUCAUUUGAUGAUUAUUUCCUGAAGCUGAGGCUGGACACUAAUACGAGGAAUCCCUGGUUCCCUGAGUUCUGGCAACAUCGGUUCCAGUGCCGCCUACCAGGACACAUUCUGGAAAAUCCCAACUUUAAAAGAAUCUGCACAGGCAAUGAAAGCUUAGAAGAAAACUACGUCCAGGACAGUAAGAUGGGGUUUGUCAUCAACGCCAUCUACGCCAUGGCCCACGGGUUACAGAACAUGCACCAUGCCCUCUGCCCGGGCCACGUGGGCCUCUGUGAUGCCAUGAAGCCCAUCGACGGUAGCAAACUCCUGGACUUCCUCAUCAAGUCCACAUUCAUUGGUGUGUCUGGAGAGGAAGUGUGGUUUGAUGAGAAAGGGGAUGCUCCUGGAAGGUAUGAUAUCAUGAACCUGCAGUACACCGAGGCUAAUCGCUAUGACUAUGUACAUGUCGGAACCUGGCACGAAGGCGUGUUGAACAUCGACGAUUACAAAAUCCAAAUGAACAAGAGUGGAAUGGUGCGGUCUGUGUGCAGUGAACCUUGCUUAAAGGGUCAAAUUAAGGUCAUACGGAAAGGAGAAGUGAGUUGCUGCUGGAUUUGCACAGCCUGCAAAGAGAAUGAAUAUGUGCAAGAUGAAUUCACCUGCAAAGCCUGUGACUUAGGGUGGUGGCCCAGUGCAGAUUUAACAGGCUGUGAACCUAUUCCUGUGCGCUAUCUUGAGUGGAGCAACAUAGAAUCCAUCAUAGCCAUCGCCUUUUCCUGCCUGGGCAUACUUGUCACCUUAUUUGUUACUCUUAUCUUUGUGCUGUACCGGGACACACCAGUUGUCAAAUCCUCCAGUCGCGAGCUCUGCUACAUUAUCCUAGCUGGCAUCUUCCUCGGUUACGUGUGCCCUUUUACUCUCAUUGCCAAACCCACCACCACAUCCUGCUACCUCCAGCGCCUUCUGGUUGGCCUCUCCUCUGCCAUGUGCUACUCUGCUUUAGUGACCAAAACCAACCGAAUUGCACGCAUCCUAGCUGGCAGCAAAAAGAAGAUCUGCACCCGGAAGCCCAGGUUCAUGAGUGCCUGGGCCCAGGUGAUCAUCGCCUCAAUUCUGAUUAGCGUGCAGCUAACCCUGGUGGUAACCCUGAUCAUCAUGGAGCCCCCCAUGCCCAUUCUGUCCUACCCAAGUAUCAAGGAAGUCUACCUUAUCUGCAAUACCAGCAACCUGGGUGUGGUGGCCCCUCUGGGCUACAAUGGACUCCUCAUCAUGAGCUGUACCUAUUAUGCCUUCAAGACCCGCAAUGUGCCCGCCAACUUCAAUGAGGCCAAAUAUAUUGCCUUCACCAUGUACACCACCUGCAUCAUCUGGCUGGCUUUUGUGCCCAUUUACUUUGGGAGCAACUACAAGAUCAUCACCACCUGCUUUGCAGUGAGCCUCAGUGUAACGGUGGCCCUGGGGUGCAUGUUCACUCCCAAGAUGUACAUCAUUAUUGCCAAGCCCGAGAGGAAUGUCCGCAGUGCCUUCACCACCUCUGACGUAGUCCGCAUGCAUGUUGGUGAUGGCAAGCUGCCCUGCCGCUCCAACACGUUCCUCAACAUUUUCCGAAGAAAGAAACCAGGUGCAGGGAAUGCCAAUUCUAAUGGCAAGUCUGUGUCAUGGUCUGAACCAGGUGGAAGACAGGUGCCCAAGGGACAGCACAUGUGGCACCGCCUCUCUGUGCACGUGAAGACCAAUGAGACGGCCUGCAACCAAACAGCCGUCAUCAAGCCCCUCACUAAAAGUUACCAGGGCUCUGGCAAGAGCCUGACCUUUUCCGAUACCAGCACCAAGACCCUUUACAACGUGGAGGAGGAGGAUGCCCAGCCGGUCGGCUUCAGCCCUCCCAACAGUCCUUCCAUGGUGGUGCACCGACGUGUGCCAACCGCGGUGAGCACCCCACCUCUGCCGCCCCACCUGACCACAGAGGAGACUCCCCUCUUCCUGGCCGACCCGGCCAUCCCCAAGGGCUUGCCCCCUCCCCUCCAGCAGCCACCGCCACCGCAGAAAUCCCUGAUGGACCAGCUACAGGGAGUGGUCAACAAUUUCAGCACCGGGAUCCCCGAUUUCAACGCGGUGCUCGCUGUCCCCGGGGGUCCGGGGAACGGGGUGCGCUCGCUGUACCCGCCCCCGGCGCCCCCGCAGCACCUGCAAAUGCUCCCGCUGCAGCUGAGCACCUUCGGGGAGGAGCCCGCCUCCCCGCCAGCAGAAGACGAGGAUGAGGACGACAGCGAGAGGUUUAAGCUCCUCCAGGAGUACUUGUACGAGCGGGAAGGGAACACCGAGGAAGACGAGCUGGAGGAGGAAGACGAGGACCUGCAGGCGGCCAGCAAACCCCUCCCCGAGGAUUCACCUGCUCUGACGCCUCCGUCGCCUUUCCGCGACUCGGUGGCCUCCGGCAGCUCGGUGCCCAGCUCCCCCGUGUCCGAGUCGGUGCUCUGCACCCCUCCCAACGUGACCUACGCCUCCGUCAUUCUGAGGGACUACAAGCAAAGCUCCUCCACCCUGUAGGGAGGAGGUGUCCGCGGGGACAGCAAGAAAAACCAGGGAGCACCAGCACCUCCGGAGAUGAGCCGACGGC